GUUGUCGUUGCUACAUACCUCCGGCUUCUCCGGAGCGAUCGCCGGUGGCCAGUGCACAGUUUAAGGUAGGGUGUGUGCUGUCAACUACAGUCAACAAGCCCUCCUUCCCACCACCACCAUGAUCACUCGUAUAUCCCGGCUCUAGAGAUGGACCUGGUCCAAUAACCCCUCGAGGUUUGUUGGCGGGCGUUAUCGCUCAGCGUCCAUCACCUCUCUUACACGCAAUCACAAUGGUUCUAAUCAGCAGCAAGAAGUAUGCAUGUGAAACUUGCAUAAAGGGUCACCGCUCGUCCGCCUGUAAACACACCGAUCGCCCGCUUUUUGAGAUCAAAAAGAAGGGUCGACCGGUAACACAGUGCGAGCACUGUAGAGAAUUACGCAAAACAAAGCAAGUCCACGUUAAAUGUAUCUGUGAAUCCAAAGAACCGCCCUCCCCUACUUCUUCAUGCUCCGCCCCCAAGAAAAAAGGCACCCCUGUCCUUCCUGCACACCCUGCCUUCCCUAACGGUGUGCCCGAUUUCGUCGUCGCAGCGUCGACAGGGUCUGCAUCUGAUUCCGAACAAGGGGGAUCGGCUCCUUCAGUGCCGGGUUGCAACUGUAAGGCAGGCACUGGUGAAGGCUGUCAGUGCUGCACGCCUCGCAAACGCCCCGGCCGGCGCCGGUCCUCCCCGGCGGCCCCAAGUCAUCUCACUCUCAGCGUUGCGCAAUCCCCCAACCCCACACUCCCAUCUCUGCACACUAGAGACAUCAUUAAGGCAUCCCCGCCCGCUACUCCCAGUCCCAUCCCGCCUCCCGCGCCGAACCCAGGUCACAGUCGGUCGGCAUCACAUCACAUCCUCGCGCGGAUCGCCGAGUUGCGACCAGUCUUGCCAAGGAUGUCUGCCCGUGAUGCGGCACUCCAAGCACAGGGAGGUGGCCAGCACGACCUCUUUCACGGUCAUGGGCAUAGUCAUGGGCACGGCGAGCACUUUUCUCCAUAUGGAAGGGCCUACGAGCAUGCCUUCAACUCUGCAGAGAGCAGCGCGGCCGGCAGCAGCUUCUAUCGGCUCCAAGAUGCUGCUCAGAGCAAUGAAUCCUUGAUGAGCUCAGGAUCACACUUGAGCGUGAGCUCGCAUCCUCGGACCCGCAGCCCGCUCGAGACCGGCGGUAGAAGUCCCACUUUCAAGAAUCCGAAAGCACCUCGCCGCGCGUCAUUCGAUGUGCAUGGCAGCUAUAAGCAUUUUGGCGCUGCGCACGAAAGGGAACAGAAUGCUUCUGCUGACAAUGUGUGGCAAAUUCCCCCCAGCCUGUCAAGGACUAAUGCUCCAUAUCCCCGUUCCGAAGGUGCCGUGCCAUCGUACGAGGACUAUGCGCUUUCGGAUGCAUCGGGUGGCUUUCCGUCCUCGGCGGAGUUAAUCCAGACUUGUACAUGCGGGGACGGUUGUGCCUGCCCCGGCUGUGAAGUCCACCCUCAAUCAGCGACCUCGGAUGCGACAGAACACCGAUGUGCCGAUGCGUCGUGUGCUGGCUCCUGUCUCAACUGCACGCUGAUGGCCAUGCCGGACUUUUCUUCCCACUUUGGGCUGGGCGGUGAUUCGCCCAUGCCGCUGUCCUUCGAAAACAACGGGACGACGUUUCUAGACGAGGAAGCCAUGCGGCUAGGAUUAGACGGGAUCGAUAAUGCUACCGAUCUGGGCUUGCUCGCUACGCUCAACGAUCCGUUGUCCAGCUCCCUUUCGUCCUACGGUCAGAUAGAUGAGUGGAUUCGGGAAGUGGAAGCAUUGCCAAUCGGGCCAUUAGCUUACCCUGGCGUCGCUGGCGUCCCUCCUUUCGAGGGCCUGGACUUCGGAGCAGAGGUAGCUGUGCAGAUGUUCGAUGCAGAGAGGGGACAGGACCAAGUGAUGCAUGGAUUGUCUGGGUCUGCGGUCACCGACUCUCACGCACCCAGCUCUUUUCUGGCCGUCCCAGGGCCGGACUCGCACCACCGUAGCCGGAGCUCGAGUUCGUCAUCAUCCGAGAUGUCUUCUGGGGUCUUCGCCGUCGAGGGACUCAAUCUCGAUCGCCGGGAAAUUCCUUCGCCGAUCCCUUCGCCCAUCGACAUGGCCUCGUCGCCCAACUUUAAACUGGACGAGGCCAUGUUCUCGUUGCCCACACCGUCGAUGUUCCUGGCUUACGCGGACGACUCCAUGUUCUUCUGAUUCACGGCAUACAAAAUAAUUUUACGAGGACGCAUGACAUGUCUAAUACUCAUGAGCCUAUCUUAUCCUCAUUGUACCAUCACCAUACCAUCCAUCUACUUGCACUUACUUUCAGUUCUCAGCUGUGUUAUUCCCUCAUUCUUAGCUAAGUAGUAGUACGAGUUGACAAGGUUCUUUUUUAGCAGGGGUCGGCGCUGAAACAUGGCCAGAGAGCGGCGGGAGUCUUGCAAAGCAUCUUGUUCGCUUCUGCUCGCUCUUGAUCUCGUAAUAAGUAUGUUGCAGCGUCGGAGUGCGGAGACCGUAUCGCCCCCGUGCUUCGCUUGGCACAGUGAUGUAGAUCAACCACUUCAGGCCUCACUUUACCGAGCUCUCAAACUAGUAGACUACUGGAGCAUAGCUCAAAGCCCUCCAAGUCCCGGAAACCUGCGCAGCUACUUACCACAUACGUGACUAGACCGAAGUGGUGCACACGUGACCGCGUUUGGCGGAGUUAUACCCGAUCGAUCGUUUUGGAAACACCACGCGCGCCGAUUGUAACAAGGAGAUCGAUUUCAUGCUGGUAGUGCAGUAAGAGCUCCUCAGUGCCCAGAGACGGCCAGGAGGACGUUCAUUGUAGUCAGGGCAUUGACAGUUCAAGGAUCACAAUAUCAGUCUGCAAGCGAUGCGAUAAUUGCGCAGCCACUUUGUCCUUUUUUUGAGGACCCUGUACUUAUCGCCGCCCCUCACCCCACGGUGAUCGCGCUCCCGGAGUAUAAUGAACCCAGUAACAACUCCCCGCGUAAGUUGCCUCCGUUCCUUCAGACAACCGCCACUCUCUUCUUCGAGGUAUGGACUCUGACGACGACACCUUGCAGCGCUCGGACACGUUCACUCACCGUGGCUUUGCUGUAGCUCCCGAUCCGUGCGUCCUGCCCCCUCGUUCUCUGCGCCGUAUGCGACAGCGACUAAGAGAGCCACAGCCUUGCGGGUCGUCGUCGUCCAGGAGCGUCCGCUCUCAAUGCACUCCUUGCUACCGCGCUCUUCAGGUGCUGGCACAUCUUGUUGGCGUUUGGAGCAUGGGCCACGCUCAUUACUGUAUUGGACCACCACAAAUUCAAAGUCCGGGUCUCGGUGACUUUGCUCACUGUGGUCGGUACCGUUCUUGGUUUCAUUAUUUCGUACCGGACAACAACGGCUUUCGAGCGCUACAAUGAGGGACGACGGCUGUGGUCUCAGAUCAUCCUUGCGAGCCGGACUUUUGCGCGCACAACGUGGUUCCAUGUCCCUGACAUUCCAGUCAGCGCAACCGUCACCGCGGAGCAGUCGAAGGCGCGCAGCAUGAUCGAGAAGAAGACGGCCGUCAACCUGCUUGAAGCCUUCGGCGUCGCUGUGAAACACUAUCUGCGCGGCGAGGACGGGAUCUACUAUCAGGACCUGUACUACCUCGUCAAGUUCUUGCCCGCCUACGCGCUUCCUCCUGGUAUCCCCGCGAACGCCGACCUGUCUAAUUCUGACGUUCGGGACUCGCUGUCGUACCACGGUGCGGGCGGCGGCCUGUCGCCUACUUCAGCUCGGCAUCCGUCCGACGCCUCGUCGAGACGUCGCCCAUCCACGGCGAAGGAAGGCAACCCCGGGUCAUUCUUGUACCAGCGCUCGGCGCCCAGCACGUCGGCUCCGCAUCUUCCGAUGCCUGCCACUACGCCAGGCCACGUCAAGAUCGAAGCCGAUGGAGCUCACCGCCCGCCCCCUCUGACCAUCUCUCCGCCCACGGCGCUGAACUCGCCGGUGGACAACAAAAACAGCAUGGAACUGCCCAGUGCCCAGUCGAUCCGCUCUCCGAGGCCCAACGAGUCGCAAAAGGUUGUCCUUGCGCGCCAGGAUGAAGGGUUACUGCUCCCCGGCAAACUGCCUCCGAGAUACCAUCUCUUCGAUAUCUUCCCCUUCUCGUUGCUCGUGCGAAGGCUGACCAAUCGCGGACACGAAGUGAAGGGGAAGAAGGCAGCGCGUCUCCGGGCCAAAAUGCUGCGGGAAAAGGAUGGAGAAGGCUCUGGCACCCACAACUUGCCACUAGAGAUCACACUUUAUCUCGUGCGGUUUGCUCGACUGCGUGCGACGAUCGGAAGCUGAUGUUUCUCAGAGCUCUUACAUCGCUGCUUUGCAAAACCGGAAACAGACUGAUGUGCCGACCACUAACACUUUGCUCGCGGCCCUCAACCAGCUGGUCGAUGCGCUGACUGGGCUGGAACGUAUCUUGACCACUCCCAUUCCUUUCUCGUACUCUUUCCACCUGUGGGCCGUUGCGACUAUCUAUAUUCUUGCCAUUCCUAGCCAGAUCGUCUCUGCUUUCGGAUGGGUUACGAUCCCUGCCACUGUCAUCUUGUCCUUCAUUUUCUUUGGCUUUAUCGUUGCCGGAGAAGAAAUCGAAAACCCUUUCGGAUACGACAAGAACGAUCUCAACCUGGACCACUUCACCAACAGCGUUAUUCGUUACGAGCUGCGGGCCAUCACUAGCGCACCCCCGCCGGACCCGUCCCGAUGGGCCUUCUCUGCAGAAAACGACAUGCUCUUUGUGUCUGACGUCGAGAAAGAUGAGCGUGUUACCCCUGAGGAGUGGGUCCGUCGUGGCAACCAUGACAUCCUUGUCGCACUCGAUGGAUCGGGGCGCUCAUAGAUUUACACUGCACUACUUGCAUUUCGUUUACUGGGAGGGAUGGAUUUACUCGGACGCUAGUUUUUGCUUUGCUUUUAGCUAUGUAGCCAGUCUGACUCGUUUCAAUCUGAGGACAGUCAGAGUCACAGUCACGGGACAGGAUCACAACUGCACUUGAGCGCGUCUGCCACCUCGAUCCCUCGUUGUCGUCCCACCUUCGCGUUUUUCACUCCGAAACAUGUCUAUCGUAACCAUACGAGUCUGUUUUCUUCUGCGAGGCCUUUCUCCACUCAUUUACACGUCGUUAGAACGUUGAUUUCAUCAACAACCCCGCAAAAUUUUCGGACUCGUACAGAUUUCGUGUUACAUUCGAGUGUAUCGCCCCGCUGGAGGAUGACUUGGAGUGGAAGCUCAUCUACGUCUCUUCGCCGGGGAACGAAGAACUCGACCAGGAGCUGGACGACUGUCUCGUCGGUCCUGUCCCAGUCGGCGUCAACUCGUUUGAAUUCGAAGGCACGCCGCCCGAUCCAUCGAAGAUCCCCAAAGAAGACGUGCUGGGUGUCGCCGCGCUCAUCCUCACGGGAUCGUACAGAGACCAGGAGUUCGUGCGGGUUGGAUACUACCAGAACACGGAGUACGACAACGAGGAGAUGAAGGAGACUCCCCCGCAGAAUAUUCUGUUCAACCGGCUUCUAAGGGAUAUCAGUACCAAGCCGCGGGUGACGAGGUUCCAAAUUAAAUGGGAUGUCUCCGCAACGGCACAGACUAUGACUACCGCUGGGGCCGCUACCUCUGCGGUUGUGCCUUCUGCGAACGAUCUAGAGGGGAAUGUGGAUAUGCCCACAGCCAAGUGACGACAACCUGUAUCCGCUUUGUGUAUUUCUAGUUGGCUCACUAUCUAUGGGGUGCUUCCAUUUCUGCAAACACGUCUGAUUAUCGGGAAUCGAACUGGAUUGAGCAUAUGCGACCAGGUCUCUACAUGACACCCAAACCAGCCUUAAGCUCGCUGGCAAGAUCAUCCAUGCCCUCGAGACCAGCUGGGGGCUUCCAAUCCUUGCCCUCGGCCAAGCAUCUCGAACAUUGGCACACGAAACCCCACGCCUCGAGCGCACUGCGUCGUUCUGCGUAGCUUCCAGCCGGAUUGACGUAGGUGAUGAACAAUUCUUGGCCGGGUUCGAUGUCUGUUGAGGCCCUGACUGUGAUGCGGGACAGUGCUUUCCGCUGGUCCAGAUGUCGCACAGAGACAUUCGGUGAACAUGAGUGAUUCAUGUGAGCGUGCAGGGUGUACAGGCCACCGUGCGCUUCCAAGU
Messenger RNA from Mycena citricolor, 6116 nucleotides. Lineage: Eukaryota; Fungi; Basidiomycota; Agaricomycetes; Agaricales; Mycenaceae. The record is from the annotation of a GenBank genome assembly.